AUGGAAGUAGCUACAAAGAACAGUAAUAUGAAUGUUCUAGACACAUACAUCUUGAAUGAAGGGGCCAUAUUCUCCCAGUUAUCUCAUCCCAACAUUGUGCCAUUUCUUAGCUAUAUGGUGGAUGAGAAUUCUUUUUCCUUGAUCUCGGAGUUGAUGGAAGGAGACCUGCAGGUUGUGAUUGAUAGCAGAAUGCACGAGGAUGGCAAUCGUGAUAGUCCAUUCAGCAUAUUGGAAGCAUGUGACAUUAUGCUGCAAGUUGCAGAAGGCAUGCACUACAUGCAUCAGAACAAAGUUGUUCACAGAGAUCUAACGCCAUCAAAUAUUUUAGUGAGGAGUUCAAAAGGCUACAACUCUGUUUACUGGUGUUCCAAAGUGUAUAUCAGGUGCUCCUUGCUUCUAGGUUUGAAGUUGUUCUAA
Physcomitrium patens is the source of this 417-nucleotide messenger RNA. The record is from RefSeq and is a predicted model, not a curated record. NCBI's taxonomy places the organism in Eukaryota, Viridiplantae, Streptophyta, Bryopsida, Funariales, Funariaceae.